Messenger RNA from Nomia melanderi (Alkali bee), 3113 nucleotides. The record is from RefSeq and is a predicted model, not a curated record. NCBI's taxonomy places the organism in Eukaryota, Metazoa, Arthropoda, Insecta, Hymenoptera, Halictidae.
UAGCGAGGCGCCUCGUCUGUUUUAACACUCUCACCGGGUCGCUCGGUAGAUCGGUCGCGUCCUCGAUAUCACCUAGAACCGAUUGACGCUCGAUCGUGUUUCCGGUAAAACGGCACGUUCCGCAGGAACCCGGCACGCAGACAGAGCAACAGAGAGAAAGACAUCUCCGACAGGUGACAACCCCUUCGGAUAUUCCUGGAUAGAUCAGUGAUCGAGGAAGAGGAUUCUCGUCGUUAUCCUGGAUCGAGACAGACUGAUUUCAGUGAUCGAACCGGAGCCAUGAAGUUCGCGAUGGUAUUGGCAGUGAUGUGCUGCCUGGCGAUCGGAUCGUUCGCAACACCGGUGCCGAAGAUCCUCUCCGAGGAGAAGUCGUCGAACCGGAACGCCGUCGCGACCGGAAGACAGGCGGCGGUUCAGCCGCCCGCGGUCAGCGAAGAUGACGACGACGACGACGAUGACGACGACGACGACGAUGUUGAUUUUGAUAUCACUGGUGACGACGACGACGACGAUGAUGAUGACGACGACGAUGAUGACGACGAUGACGAUGAUGACGAUUCUGAUUAUUUGGAGCGAUUCAUCGAGGACAUAUUAGGUGAGGAGGACGACGACGACGACGACGACGAGGACUCCGGCCCAGCGGAGACUGGCCCAGUGGCAGCUGGCCAGCCGUUAGCCCCAGCACUGCCAGCCGCGGUGGAAGCGGAUUUGAACGCCGCGCAGGAAGCGGAACACUUGUCGACGAACGUCGCGAGCGCGGCCGCAGCCGCGGACGCUGCCGAUACGACGGCGGUCGACGGGGACGCGAGCAACGACGCGGAGGACGACGAAGGCAACGCUCUGCCGGAGGGCCAGGCCGCUUCCGGUAUCCACGAGACGCGGAAAGAGCAAGAAGCACGGCGCGGGCCGCAAACACGCGCGCAAGUCGCGCGAACAAGCUUCGAAAGCCGCGCCCUAGCCGAGCCGCCGUUUGACCGUAAUAGCGUAAUAGGGACGAGUGGGUUACCGCUCCCGAUCGAAUGCUCAGUUCCGUUCUUCAUCCUUCUUCCCGCCCCAUCCGGUCCGUCGGAGCGGAGUUCGUCGUUUGGACCACCGGAAUCGGUGAACCAAUCUCCUCCGUCGAGGCGAGUGUCAUCGGGAACGCGAGACCCGCGGAACCAUGAAAAAGGUGGCAUGCGAUCGGAACCGAGCAGCGACGUGUCGGCGAUCUACGUGGCGAAGUACAAUCGUUUCGUCGACACCAUCCUCGGCAGGAUCAACAAAAUCCUACGCAGCAAUUACGACCCGGUCACCGUGAAGCUCUCCAACGCGAACUCGAAAUCGAAAACCGGCAAACAGAAGAGCAAGAGCAAGUCCAAGAAGAAGAACAACACCAAGAAGACCGUGCCGCACUCGGUAGUCGUCACGAGCGAAAAGAUGGCGGAAGAGCCUCUCGAGAAUCCGCAGAAAACAAUGGCGUCCUCAGGGAACACAACCAUAACAGUAACCAACGCAGUGAACACAAGUACAACUUCCACGUCGGACGUCGCAAGCAGAUCGGAACCCGCGAAAUUCCCAAGCAGAAAAGCUUCCUCUACCACUGUGAAGAAGACCAAUAAGAAUCGCACCAAGAACAAAACGAAGAACCCGUCCACCGUGAACAGUAAUAAGAAUAAGACGAAGAAAAGCAAGCCGAAAGCCCGUGCCACGCUUUACGGACUGGCGAGUCUUCAAAGAGCGGGGGAUGUUUCCGUGAACAUGAUGAGCGACCACACCAUGAUCAAAACCAAGUUCACCCUUGGCCCUCUGAUCUUGAAGGUGGAAAAGGAGUUCGGUCGGGCGGCGAAGAAGGAAUUGAGAAGCGCGACCGCCACCACCGCAGAGAUGUCCGGGAAAUUGAGUCUACGGGUUCUCCAUGGCGGCGCCGCCACCUUGAACUCCAUUCGAGUCCUUCAACCGAAACAAGUCAGAGUGGAGAGCGCCGACGACCAUGACAGAACUCGCGAGUUCGUAUGGAAGAGGUCCUCCCACAUCGCUCAUUUAGUUUCGGAGAAAUUAUCCUCUGCUACCAAGUCAAUGCUUCGACCUCCGCCCGUCGCAGUGAUCGCCGCCUAGUUGAACCGCUUUCCCGAUCCUCCAAGGUCUCGCCGGCUCGAUCGGUUGAAUCAUUCGUUAUCGAUUUUAUCAGAAAAGCAAACCCACUUAUUCAGCAAUUGAACCAACAGAUACGUAUACGUGGUAGAACUCUGAAGGACUCUCACGAUACUCUUGACGCCGCGACGCUGUACAGGGUAUCCGCGACAAUUUGCACCGUCGGUUUUAGAUUAUUAACACUAAACCUACCGAGCAGUUAAAUUCACUUUCUGAAAUUCUUAGAGUAUACUUGUUACUAUAUCAAUUUCUUGAAUAAUCUCCUCAAGAAAUAUCUGUCAUCCUUUUAAUAAUUGCAAAAAGAAGAAACCAGGAAUGGGUCAUUUUGACUCGUCUGGUAGGUUUAGUGUUAAAUGGUAAACAUUAGGAAACACGUUCAAUGUUAACGCUUCGCAGUGUCUCGUUGGAAAUAUUUAGGAUUUUCUAACUAGAAAAUGAUAUUUUUUUUAAUAAAUUCAAAGUACAUUGAGGAACAAUUUUAUUUUAAUAUUUUUUAAAUUGAUGAGUUAUACACGGUUCAGUAUUAAAUAUAAUUUUAUAAUUUUACAGUUUUAGAGUCAAGAGACUCUUGAGUGAUAUAUAAUGUAGAAAGAUAUGUAGCAUUGUAUUGGAAAAUAUGAAGGUCACCUUUGUUUCUAGAGAAAUAUUAGAAAUAUACAAAAUUUAGAUAGGCUAUUAUAUUGCUAGUGAAAUGUACUACAACUUUCUCCUCUUCAGUUUUUUUCUAAUGUUUACCGUUUAGGAAAAAACGAAAUUAAUGGUACAAAUUAUCGGGGAUACCCUGUACAUGUAGGAACAUGUUGCUUACGGUUACGAAAUUUGAUUUAUUAUUCCACGAUUGUAUUUAUUUAUUCAUUUAUUUAUCCGUGCAUUUACCUGUUCACUUAUUUAUUUGCUUAUUUAUUUAUUUAUUUAUUUAUACAUACAUACAUACAUACGUCGACGCUGCGGUGAGUGUAUUGUAAACAGAAAUUAAUUUCUUU